Gopherus evgoodei (Goodes thornscrub tortoise) is the source of this 953-nucleotide messenger RNA. RefSeq names its product probable tRNA N6-adenosine threonylcarbamoyltransferase. The transcript is spliced from 7 exons. Gene Ontology annotation, cellular component: cytoplasm; EKC/KEOPS complex. The record is from RefSeq and is a predicted model, not a curated record. Bases 1 to 813 code for a protein of 270 amino acids. NCBI's taxonomy places the organism in Eukaryota, Metazoa, Chordata, Testudines, Testudinidae.
AUGCGUGCGGUGACGGUGCUGGGGCUGGAGGGCAGCGCCAACAAGGUGGGGGCGGGGCUGGUGCGGGACGGGCGGGUGCUGAGCAACCCCCGCCGGACCUUCGUGCCCGCGCCGGGCCAGGGGUUCCUGCCAGGGCAGACAGCGAGGCAUCACCGGGGCUGUGUGCUGGCUGUGCUUCGGGAGGCUCUGCAGGAGGCAGGGCUGGAGCCUGCAGAUGUGGACUGCGUGGCCUACACCAAGGGCCCUGGCAUGGGCGCCCCACUGGUGACAGUGGCCGUGGUGGCCCCGGACGUGGCCCAGCUCUGGAACAAGCCCCUGCUGGGCGUCAAUCACUGCGUGGGCCACAUUGAGAUGGGCCGGCUGAUCACGGGUGCCCAGAACCCCACCGUGCUGUACGUCAGCGGGGGCAACACCCAGGUCAUCGCAUACUCGGAGCACCGAUAUCGCAUCUUCGGGGAGACCAUCGACAUCGCUGUGGGCAACUGCCUGGAUCGUUUUGCCCGUGUGCUGAAGAUAUCCAAUGACCCCAGCCCUGGCUAUAACAUUGAACAGAUGGCGAAGAAGGGACAGAAGCUGGUGGAGCUGCCCUACACAGUGAAGGGAAUGGAUGUGUCCUUCUCAGGGAUCCUGUCCCACAUAGAGGAGGUGGCUCACAAGAUGCUGGCAUCAGGAGAGUGCACCCCGGAGGAUCUCUGCUUCUCUCUCCAGGUGAGGAACGGCCCAGCUCAGGGCUGGGGGAGCAGGGGCUGUGGGUCCAGAGUUAGGAGCCCUGUCCCUGGACAUCAGGAAGUGGGGACUGCGGGCUGGGAGUGAGAAGCACCAUGGGAGCUGGGGAAGGGGGCUGCAAGUCUGGCAUGAGGAGCACUGUGGGAGCUGUGGGGAGGGAAUGAGGAGCGCUGGGGGGGUUACCGAUCGGGAGUGAGGAGUGCUGGGGCAGGAGGUGCUGUGGGUCA